This is a messenger RNA of Syzygium oleosum, 1403 nucleotides long. RefSeq names its product 1-aminocyclopropane-1-carboxylate oxidase homolog 1-like. The transcript has 3 exons. The coding region runs from base 95 to 1222 and encodes 375 amino acids. NCBI's taxonomy places the organism in Eukaryota, Viridiplantae, Streptophyta, Magnoliopsida, Myrtales, Myrtaceae. The record is from RefSeq and is a predicted model, not a curated record.
CUCCUUGUUUCUGCAGAAAAUAUAUGGAAAAUGGCCUCACAGAAAGGAUGCAAUUCAAUCACCUUACUAGGCUUCAAAAUUUCCCCUUACAAAGAUGCAAACCUUGCCCAAUCAUCGAGAAUCCAUCACCUGUAGCGCACCACAUUACGACAGAGUGAAAGAAUUGCAGGAAUUCGACGAGACCAAGGCUGGAGUCAAAGGCCUCGUGGACUCUGGGGUGACCAAGAUCCCUAAAAUCUUCAUCCACCCGCCCGAGAACUUGCACGAUUUGUCAUCCGAUGUGAACCGGACAGGCCUCCAGGUCCCUAUAGUCGAUCUAAGAGGCUACCAGUAUUCUCGCCGGCAAGAUAUCAUAGAUGGUAUUCGCGAAGCAUCGGAGGCUUGGGGGUUCUUUCAGAUAAUCAAUCACGGGAUUCCACUUGAUGUGAUGGACAACAUGUUGGAGGGUGUGAAGAAGUUCCAUGAGCAACAAGUGGAAGUGAAGAAAGAGCUGUACUCUAGAGAUCGGACGAAGAGAGUGAGGUACUUUUGCUGUGGAAACUUGUUCCUGUUAAAAGCAGCGACUUGGAGGGACAGUGUCUUAUUUGAUUUCCAGGAUGGUGUCCUAGACCCAGAGGCUGUUCCGCCUAUUUGCAGAGAGGCAGUUUUCGAGUACGAGAAACAUAUGGCGAAACUGAAGACUUCUUUAUCCGAAUUAUUAUCUGAGGCAUUGGGCCUUGGUCCUGAUUAUCUCAGUGGCACUGAGUGUAUGAAUUCGGAGAAGAUUCUAGGCCAUUACUACCCAGCUUGUCCAGAACCGGAAUUGACUUUGGGCACGAUUAAUCACUCUGACAUGUCGUUUCUGACUCUUCUCCUUCAAGACCACCACGGUGGUCUCCAAGUCCUCCAUGAAAACCACUGGGUUGAUGUGAUUCCAGUGCAUGGAGCACUUCUAGCCAACAUUGGAGACUUCAUGCAGCUUGUUACCAACGAUAAGUUCAAAAGCGUGGAGCACCGAGUACUUGCUGGGCGGGUCGGACCCAGGGUUUCGGUCGCGUGCUUUCUCUCCCCUUGCAGGAUGGAAAACACCAAACCCUUUGGGCCAAUAAAGGAGCUUCUCUCUGAAAACAAUCCAGCCAUAUACAAAGAAAUCUCUCCUUUGGAAUACGUUGCCUAUUUCAAAUCCCAUGGCCAGAGGGACAAUUCAGCACUUCCUUAUUUCAGGAUAAGCGAUUCCAAAUAGAGCAUAGUCGUGGAAAAGCCUGAAAGAGUGUGUCUUGACUGGUUAUAUCGUAAUCUGAGUUUGUGGCAGUACUUUGUUACUACCUGUUUCGAUUUGGGCUUUAAAUCUUACUCAUCUAAGACAAGACUGUGUCAAAAUUAAUUCUUCUGAUGCAUAGUGGAAUGUGACUAUGUUCUUCAAA